AUGGUCAUUGGACAUUCAUGGAGCAGCAUUAUCGUUUGUGGCGGGCUUGGGGGUUUGAGUAAGGAGGAGAAAAAGAAGCAGGGGAUGGAAGGUGGUGUGGUGAAGCUGACCUUUCUCACUGGUUUCGUCCCGCCGGAGAACAUGAGCUUGAUUCAGGCUUUUGGAGGAAGUCCACCGGAGUGGUAUGAUGUGAAGGAACCUUGGGUGACAUGCAAGGACCCCAUCCGAACCUUCUACCACGAUCUCAGCCCUGAACAAACUGAGUACUGGGCUGCCAAACUCCGGCCGCACUCAUACGCAACCAAAUUCAUCGGAACAUCGAGUUCUUCCUGGGGAACUAUCCCCAGCAGGUAUUUGAUUUGCGAGGAUGAUCGUGCAAUUCCUGUCUUUGUGCAGGAAGCUAUGGUGAAAGCUUGCCAAGAUGCAGGAGCGGAUAUGGUGACUGAGCGAGUCUUCAGUAGCUACAGCCCGUUCUUGUCAAAGUCUGACGAGACCGUCGACUUCUUGAGAAGAGCAGCGGGAGAGAAGGUGUGA
Hyaloscypha bicolor E is the source of this 534-nucleotide messenger RNA. RefSeq lists its product as uncharacterized. The coding region runs from base 1 to 534 and encodes 177 amino acids. The record is from RefSeq and is a predicted model, not a curated record. The transcript has 2 exons. Lineage: Eukaryota; Fungi; Ascomycota; Leotiomycetes; Helotiales; Hyaloscyphaceae.